AUGGCUACGAGUUAUAAAAACGGGAACUUAUUUUGUGAAAAUGUUGACGUUGAAGAAAUUGCCCAAAAUUUUGGAACACCAGUUUAUGUGUAUUCCAAAAAGAAAAUUCUCGAUUCGUUAUUCAAAUACCAGAGGGCGUUGAACUCACAUCGUUACCUUAUAUGCUAUCCAGUGAAGACAAACUACAGCUUGUCCAUCCUAGACCUUCUUAAUCGACAUGGCUGUGGUUUCGACAUAGCUUCCGAGGGGGAACUACAGAGAGUUCUGGCAGUGGGGGGAAAUCCUGAACAGGUGGUGUACUCUGGUGUGGGGAAAAGCAAAAAGGAAAUCGAACUGAGCUUAGAAUCUAAGAUAUAUUCUAUUCAUGUGGAAUCGUGGGAAGAAUUGGACAGAACUGAAGAAAUAUCUCGAAAUUUAAACUGUAGGGCACCGCUAGGUGUUCGAGUCAAUCCAGAUAUUGACGCCCAGACUCAUCGCUACGUUUCCACCGGAAUUAAAGAUAGCAAGUUUGGGGUUCCGUUAGAAGACGUCCAAGAACUUUAUCAACGAAUUAAACACUCUCCUUAUCUGGAGGCUAAAGGAAUACAUUGUUCCAUAGGAUCGCAACUGACCGAACUGUCUCCGCUUUUAGAAGCUAGGGACUGUAUUGUAGACCUUGUGGACAGCCUAGAAAUAUUAGGUGUUAAGCUGGAGUACGUCGAUCUCGGAGGAGGCAUUGGUAUUGCCUAUCGACAAGGGGAAACGGAACCCGACAUUUCAUCCUGGGUCCAAGAGAUCGUAAAACCGGUCGCAGCUCGUGGUCUGAGGCUACUACUGGAACCGGGAAGAUCGAUUGUGGGUCAUGCCGGAAUACUGUUGACUCGUGUGGAAUAUGUAAAAAAGAGUGUGAAAAACUUCGCUGUUGUAGACGCAGCUUUGACCGAACUUAUCCGACCGGCUCUUUAUGAUGGCUAUCACCAUAUUCUUCCUUCUCACCAACAUUCAAACAUAAAGCCCUUGCUCUGUGACGUCGUCGGGCCAGUGUGUGAGAACACAGAUUUUUUGGCACGUGAUCGAUGGCUCACUGUCCAGCAGGGUGACGUACUUGCUAUUCUCUCUGUCGGAGCGUACGGGUCAGUUAUGUCAUCCAAUUAUAACUCUCGCUUCCGUUCAGCGGAGGUAAUUGUGGACGGAAACCAGGUGUUUGAGAUCCGAAAACGAGAGACAAUCGCUGAACAAAUACAAAACGAGUUUGUGGUUUGUGUUUAG
Limulus polyphemus (Atlantic horseshoe crab) is the source of this 1248-nucleotide messenger RNA. RefSeq names its product diaminopimelate decarboxylase-like. The record is from RefSeq and is a predicted model, not a curated record. Lineage: Eukaryota; Metazoa; Arthropoda; Merostomata; Xiphosura; Limulidae. Gene Ontology annotation, molecular function: diaminopimelate decarboxylase activity. The transcript has a single exon. Bases 1 to 1248 code for a protein of 415 amino acids.